Molecule: messenger RNA, 1119 nt
Organism: Plasmodium adleri (nom. inval.)
Lineage: Eukaryota; Apicomplexa; Aconoidasida; Haemosporida; Plasmodiidae
Product: bicoid-interacting protein BIN3, putative
Exons: 1
Coding region: 1-1119 (372 amino acids)
Biological process (GO): snRNA modification
Molecular function (GO): RNA methyltransferase activity; snRNA binding; O-methyltransferase activity
Source: RefSeq, a predicted model, not a curated record
AUGCUUGUAAAGAACUCUAAAGAUAAUGAGAAAGCUAAAGAAAAAAGAAUAAAGAAAUUAUGUUUAUAUGGAAAUUUUAAAAAUUAUUAUUAUGAGAGAUAUAUAAAAAGAAAAAAACAGAAUGUGAUAUAUGUUAAGAAUAAUGAUGAGGAAGAUAUUGAAGAAAUAGUUUUAUAUGAUAAUAAUAUAGGAACAGAUAAGUACAAUAAUAUGAUUGAUAAUAAUAAAAGGUGUGAUAAUAAUUAUGAUAGUGAGAAUAUAUAUUAUAUAUAUGAUCACCGAUUAAAUCAUAUUAAUAAAUAUCAUAAGGAUAUUUUUAAAGAAAAAGUAAUUUUAGAUAUUGGAUGUAAUUGUGGAAUUGUUAGUUUUUUAUUAGGUUUGAAUUUUGAAUGUAGAGUAGUUAAUGCUAUAGAUAUAGAUAAUAAUAUAAUAACUAAAAAUAUAAAAUUAUUAAGAUUAUUUAUUGAAUUUAUAUUUAUAUAUAAUAGUGAGAGACAUAUGUUAGAUUUCUUUUUAAAAAAUAAAGAUAUAUCAAAAAUAGAAAUUGACAUGUUUAAAAAUAUUUAUUUUUUAUAUGAAAAAUUAAAAGGUUCUAGAAAUUAUUAUAAUAAAAUGAAUAAUAUAUAUAACCAAGAUAUAAUAACUGAUAUAAAUGAUCCAAAUACUUGUGAUAAUAGUUUAAGACAUUUUCCACUUAAUAUAUAUUUUUUAUGUAGCGAUAUAUUUGAUAAUAAAUAUAGACAUCUUAAUAACACAUAUGAUAUUAUACUUGCUUUGUCUGUCAUUAAAUGGAUACAUUUAAAUAAAGGUGAUGAACAUUUGAUUUUAUUUUUUGAUCGUGUUUAUUUUAUGUUAAAACAAAAUGGAUAUUUCAUAUUAGAAUAUAAUAAAGAGAAGAAAUAUAAAUUAAGAAAAAUUCAAAAGAAAUAUUAUAAAAAAAACAUAUCAUUAAAUUAUAAAAACUUUGAUGAUAUAGCACAAGGAAAGUACAACAAUAGGUGUAAAAUGAUCCUAUUGAAUAAGUUUUUUUUUUUUACUCAUAAAGGGGAUGAAACAAGUAAUAAGAAAAAUAAAUCUGGAAUGUUUAACAGGGAGGUAUGUAUAUAUAGGAAGGUAUAA